This is a messenger RNA of Angiostrongylus costaricensis, 1011 nucleotides long. Lineage: Eukaryota; Metazoa; Nematoda; Chromadorea; Rhabditida; Metastrongylidae. The record is from the annotation of a GenBank genome assembly.
AUGAUUCUAAAUACGCUGUCUGGAAGGUCGUUCAACGACCUCAUGCAGUACCCAGUAUUUCCGUUUAUUCUUGCUGAUUAUUCCUCUCCUGUUUUGGAUCUACAAUCUCAGGAUUCUUUCAGGUAUGUGAACCUGUUCUACGCCUUUCCUAUUCAUUUCGCACCAUAUCAUUACGGCAGUCACUACUCCAAUGUUGCAUUCGCUUUUAUCCUCUUUUGCAUAAUAUUCUUUGAUAUUGCCGACCGCAUUUUCAACUCUAUCGAAGAUGCAUGGCGUCUCUCGAGCUCUGAGUCGACAACUGACUUCAAAGAAUUAACGCCAGAGUUUUUCUCGUUAUCGGAGUUUCUAAGAAAUCACGAGAAGUUCGAACUGGGAACACGUCAAGGGGGUGAAGUUGUUGGCGAUGUGAAAUUGCCUGAUUGGGUACCCGAUAAUGAUGCCAGACUGUUCAUUUUAAUCCACAGACAAGCUCUAGAAUCUCCGAUUGUUACCCAAAAUCUUCAUUUAUGGAUUGAUUUGGUGUUUGGUUUCAAGCAAACUGGCAAAAACGCUGUAGAGGCCAUCAAUGUCUUUCAUCCAUCGGUUUGUAAUUUGUCGUUUCAAACAACAUUUGGUCAUGGAAACAUUCUAAAACAUGUUUGUUUAGUUAGUCUAUGCAUAGACCGAGUCGGUUUUUUUUUAAACAUCUCUGUAAUUAUUUUUGAGAGAGUCUUCAAUAAGCAUGGAAUUUUCAUUUGCAGAAAGCUCAUUGAGCUAGUGGAUGAACUUUCUCAGUCUGCUUUAAGUACAAUGGUGCGAAGCUAUGGUCAGAUGCCAAUGCAGGUAUAUCGGUUAUUUUUUUUUUCAGAAGUCUUUGUUCUUCAUGAUGUUUUUACCCUCUUCUAUCAGGUUUUGCGUGCACCGCAUCAACCGCACCUUUCCAUGUUUCGUAAAGAGAGCGAAAUUUAUCCUGCACCUAUUGAGACUGUUCGUGGGAUAAGGUAUACCGUGUACUUUUGGAGUAUGAAUUAA